Messenger RNA from Nicotiana tabacum (common tobacco), 751 nucleotides. NCBI's taxonomy places the organism in Eukaryota, Viridiplantae, Streptophyta, Magnoliopsida, Solanales, Solanaceae. The record is from RefSeq and is a predicted model, not a curated record.
AUGGAAAGUGUAGGAGAAAUGAAGUGUAUUAAAAAUCUGACAUAUUUGUCUGAUUAUGCAGAUGACUUGAUUGUGGAUCCUCGUAACUUCGAGUGGAUGAGGGAGGCCAAUUGCCCUGUUGUGGCUGAUAUAACUCAUUCAUUACAACAGCCUGCAGGCAAAAAGCUGGAAGGUGGUGGUGUUGCCAGUGGCGGUCUUCGUGAAUUAAUUCCUUGUAUUGCCAGGACAGCUGUUGCUGUGGGAGUAGAUGGAAUUUUUAUGGAGGUGCACAAUGAUCCGCUGAAUGCUCCAGUUGACGGUCCAACGCAGUGGCCUCUGCGCCAUCUGGAGGAACUACUAGAAGAGCUUGUCACGAUUGGUAGAGUUAGCAAGGGGAAGCAGCAAUUCAAAAUUGAUCUCACUCCAUAUCGUGAUUAGGACACAGAAGUUUGGCUAUCAAUAACUCUGUGCAGACGAUGUCUCCUCCAUUCCAUGGCAGUGGAAUUGCUGCAUCAUCAGUUCGCUGCUUCGAAGACACUACAGCGUGUAUUCAUUACUGUACUGAACAUGUAUUAAUUUCUCUUUUUUUGUUGUAAUCUUGAUCUAAGAUUAACUCAUUGGAGAGAGUUGUGACAUUUCAAGUGCACUUAAAAGGCUAUUUAUCAUUUCUAGGAAUGUAAUUUAUCGGUGUGUACUCUGAAAUCUUUGGGAACGAAAGUUGGUAUAUUAGAAUCGUCACAAUAAAAAGGUUUAUCUUUGGACUUCCAAAAGA